ACCAUGACAACAUUUGACUUCUCGGAUGUAGAGGCGUUUUUGGACUGUCACCCAGAUCUCUUCGAGGAGUAUCUCGUUCGGAAGGCGAAAUGUGAUCAUGUUAGCAGGUGGUUGAAGGAGCAUCAGCCGUCGAAGGUGUCCACAGCCGAGGAGAAGCGCGGCGCUGCCAGGGACCCGCUCUGGCCGACCAACCCCGACGGGCUCCGGCGCAGAUCGUCCCACAUGGAGCUGCGACGGAACUUCGCCCGGUCUAAAGCCACCACUGCACACCGGACCUACGACGAGCAUGUGAGCCUGAGCGAACACGAGUCUCAGUCCAGCAUGAGGCGCCGUGCGCUCCUGCGUAAAGCUAGCUCCCUGCCUCCGACUACCGCGCACAUCUUGAGCGCCCUGCUGGAGUCCAGGGUCAAUGUGCCCCAGUACGCGUCCAGCGCCAUAGACUACAAAUACAGACUCAAGGAAACCAACGAGAGGGAGUUUUUCUUGGAGUUAGUUAAGGAUAUCUCCAAUGAUUUGGACUUGACAAACCUGAGUUAUAAGAUCCUGAUCAAUGUGUGUAUCCUGGUGGAUGCAGACAGGUGUUCGCUCUUCCUUGUCGAGGGACCCGCGCACAAGAGGACACUGGUGUCCAAAUUCUUUGACGUGCACUCAGGCACCACAGUCAGACCUUCCUCCAGCACACUGAACUCCAAUGAGGUGCAGGUGCCGUGGGGAAAGGGUAUCAUUGGAUAUGUGGCAGAGCAUGGAGAAACUGUAAACAUCUCAAAUGCAUACGAGGAUCACCGCUUCAGUGAUGAGAUAGACAAGUUAACAGGCUACAAGACUCAGACCAUCCUCUGUAUGGCCAUCUGUAACAGUGAUGGGGAAGUCAUAGGUGUUGUACAAGCAAUCAACAAAAACCCCAUGGGCACCCCGUUUACUGAGGAUGAUGAGAAGGUGCUGCAGAUGUAUCUACCAUUCUGCGGGAUAUCGAUUUCCAAUGCCAAGUUGUUUUCAGAGUCUCGCAAAGAGUAUGAAAGGAGUAGGGCUCUGCUGGAGGUGGUCAACGACCUGUUCGAGGAGCAGACUGACCUAGAGAAGAUUGUCAGAAAGAUUAUGCAGCGAGCACUGACCCUCCUGCAGUGUGAACGCUGCUCUGUGCUUCUCCUAGAGGACAUCGACUCUCCCGUUGUAAAGUUCUCCAAGACGUUUGAACUCAUGUCUCCCUUGUGCAACAUGGACCGUGACAUCAGCAUGGAGAAGCUAUCGUGUUCUGAUUGGCUGAUCAAUAACAGCAUUGCUGAGCUGGUGGCUUCCACAGGACUGCCUGUUAACAUCAGCGAUGUGUGUCAGGACCCACGCUUUGAUGCCGAGGCGGAUCAGGCCUCAGGGUUUCACAUCAGAUCAGUCUUAUGUGUCCCGAUCUGGAAUCGAACUCAUCAGAUAAUUGGGGUCGCACAAAUUCUGAACCGAUUGGACAGGAAGACUUUUAAUGAUGCAGAUCAGAGACUGUUUGAGGCAUUUGUGAUAUUCUGUGGACUUGGAAUCAACAACACUAUGAUGUACAAUCAGGUUAAGAAGACUUGGGCCAAGCAGUCUGUAGCACUGGAUAUGUUGUCCUACCAUGCCACCUGCUCCAAAGUAGAAGUUGACAGACUCAAGGCAGCCAAGAUCCCCCUGAGCAGUGAGUUGGGCAUCGAUGAGUUUCACUUCAACGACUUCUCUUUGGACAAUGACGCCAUGAUCACUGCGUCACUCCGAAUGUUCCUGGAACUUGGUGUCGUGCAAAAGUUUAAAAUUGACUAUGAGGUUUUGUGCCGCUGGCUUCUGACUGUGAGGAAAAACUAUCGGACUGUGGCAUAUCAUAACUGGAGGCAUGCUUUCAAUGUGUCCCAGUGCAUGUUUGUUAUGAUCACAACAGCCAGUUUCCAGGAUGUCCUAUCAGAUGCAGAGAUACUGGCCCUGAUGGUUGGCUGUCUGUGUCAUGACCUGGAUCACCGAGGCACCAACAACGCAUUUCAAGCCAAGACAGGUUCUGCUCUGGCUUUGCUGUAUGGAACGUCAGCCACCCUGGAGCAUCAUCACUUCAACCAUGCAGUCAUGAUCCUACAAAGCGAGGGUCACAAUAUCUUUGCAAACCUCUGCUCUAAAGAGUACAGCAACAUGAUGCAACUACUGAAGCAGGCUAUUCUCUCCACAGACCUCACUUUGCAUUUUGAGCGAAGAAACAAGUUCUUUGAGUGUGUUCUGUCUGGAGCAUUCAUCUGGACUGAUGAAGGACACAGAGAAGUUCUCAGGUCUAUGCUGAUGACAGCAUGCGAUCUGGGUGCCGUCACACGUCCUUGGAAGAUAUCCAAACAGGUUGCAGAGCUGGUGACGAGUGAAUUCUUUGAGCAAGGUGACAGGGAGAGGUCUGAGCUUAAGUUGACCCCAGCGGCCAUAUUUGACCGUAAUCGCAAAGAUGAGCUACCUGCUUUACAGCUGGAGUGGAUAGAUGGGAUCUGUAAACCGCUUUACCAGGCGCUGCUAAAGCUCAAUAGGAAGUUGCAGCCGAUGGUCGACGGGAUUGACGCCAAUCGAAGAAAGUGGCAGGAACUCUGUUCGUCCUAUCAACAAACAGGCUCAAUGUCCGACCAGAGUACUGAAUCAGAUCAGAGUCCGGAGUCCCAGGAGGAUGCAGGAAACAGUCACCACCAAGAGUCCACACAGACUGUGAAGCAGGUCGAAAACGCCAAGUUUGGAUCAAAGUCUAAGUGCAGUCAGGAUCUGAAGUUCAGAGUGAACAGAGAUUCCUGUGACGAUCAGCCAGGAUCAGCUGGCAACACAACAUCUGCAGGAAAGAAGUAAAGCAAGCAAAGUGUUAACUAUAGGUUUAUUCAUUAAAUGGCUCACAUGGGACUCUUCCCAUAUGUACCCUGUGAUUUUCUAACACAUGCACUACCCUAAAAUGAUUUUUAAAAAUCUGGGUAAAUUAAAUUCAGUUUUCAUCUGCUGAGCAUAUUGCUUCUCCAAAGUGUCACUGUGGUUAAACUCAGGAGGGGGAAUAAAACCCAUUUAUCAAACUCUAUUUAAAGGGCAGUUAGACCUACCCACCUACCCACCUACCCACCCACCUACCCACCUACCUACCUACCUACCUACUUACCUACCUACCUACCUACCUACCUACCUACUUACCUACCUACCUACCUACCCACCUACCCACCUACCCACCUACCUGCCUACCUACCGACCUACGUACCUAGAUGUAUAAGAAUGAGACUCUACUUUUGAAACCAAAGAGGGCCACUUAUUACUGUAAUAUUUUGUAAUGGGAACUGCCUCAAAAACACAAGCCCAUUGGAAUGCCUUUACAAAACAAAAAGGAAUCACUGUGAUUUCUCUCUGUCACAUAGAUUGCCAUCAUGAAUGUAGACCGGAGCCUUGAUCUUGUUCCUUAAUGUUGUCUUACCUCAGUUGCAAAUGUUGCUGCAUGACAUUAUUUUCAUCGUUUCUAGGUGAACCAAGCCUUCAGCCGUCAACUUGUUCUGUGAAUUGCAUGUUUGUAUCAUGUGUGCGUAACCUCCUAAUUCCUUGACUAACGAUGACACGGAGGAAUACAAAUAAGUAAAGGGAUAGUUUACUUUUUUGGGCAUAUUUAUACUUUUUAAUUGCAGUAAUUCUUAAUUUUUCAUGUGAGUGAGACAAAAACAUACGUAUGUACUGUAUGUCUGUUCAUUUAAAUGAUUUUUUUUUUUUUUUUUUUAAAUCAACUGCCCAAUCUACUUUCUCUUUACAUGUACCCAUGACUCCAUAAAUAUGCAUUGGCUGAGCAAAGUUUGGCUAAUUUCAUUGUUCAGUAUAUAUCUUGGAACUGCACACAGCAGCAUUACUGUAAAAACAUCCAGUAGUUUAUCUCUCUUUGUGUAAGAAGGAAUACAGUAGUACAGUUCUCUGACAACUGAGUUAUGCCUUCAGAAGACUUCAGUAUUGUACAGUGUACAGAGUAUAUAAAAUGCCUGUGGUUCACAUAAAGCAAAAUGUGUAUAUACUGUAUGUAGCCAUUAAUUUCUAUUGUUUGAGAUUUAUCAUCACUGUGUUUUGUAAGUCAGACUGGACUGCAUGCCGAUUAUGUUGAAACUGCAUGUAUCAUGUUUGAUGUUGACACUGGACAUUAUCUUGAUGCCUUUGACUGCCCUAUGAGAUUUGCUUUGCAUGAAAUUACUGUAGAGGAAAUGUGUGUGUUGUUACGUAAGAAUAUUGUUGCUGCAUUACUGUUGUUCAGAACGGACAAAGAUUUCUAUUUUCGAUCACAGACUGUACCAAAAUUAUACAUUUAUUAUUUUUCAUACACCGGACUCUAUAUUUAUGCAAGAUGUAGAAUUGGCAUUUUCUCCUGCUAUUUAUACACUGUCUGCUAAAAAUACAUUCUUAGACAAGGAAGCGUUACAUUUCAGAUUAAAGGGAGCAAAUUAACUCCAGCUGGUUUUGUGAAUAAAAUGCUGUGGCAUCGA
Messenger RNA from Seriola aureovittata, 4472 nucleotides. It is a transcript of the gene pde11al, whose product is annotated as phosphodiesterase 11a, like. The transcript is spliced from 20 exons. Gene Ontology annotation, biological process: signal transduction. Bases 4 to 2826 code for a protein of 940 amino acids. Gene Ontology annotation, molecular function: protein binding; 3',5'-cyclic-nucleotide phosphodiesterase activity. NCBI's taxonomy places the organism in Eukaryota, Metazoa, Chordata, Actinopteri, Carangiformes, Carangidae. The record is from RefSeq and is a predicted model, not a curated record.